AUGGAGUUCACCGCGUCGCCCAAGCCCCAGCUCUCCUCCCGGGCCAACGCCUUCUCCAUCGCCGCGCUCAUGUCGAGCGGCGGCUCCAAGGAGAAGGAGGCGACGGACACCAUUAAACCCCUGGAGCAAUUCGUGGAGAAGUCGUCGUGCGCCCAGCCUCUGGGCGAGCUGAGCAGCCUGGAAGCUCACGUGGAGUUUGGUGGCAGCGGCGGCGGCAGCCCGUCUUCGUCCUCCCUGUGCACCGAGCCGCUCAUCCCCACCACCCCCGUCAUCCCCAGCGAGGAAAUGGCCAAAAUCGCCUGCAGCCUGGAAACGAAGGAGCUCUGGGACAAAUUCCACGAGCUGGGCACCGAGAUGAUCAUCACCAAGUCGGGCAGGAGGAUGUUUCCAACUAUCCGGGUGUCGUUCUCGGGCGUGGAUCCCGAGGCCAAGUACAUCGUCCUGAUGGACAUCGUCCCGGUGGACAACAAGAGGUACCGCUACGCCUACCACCGGUCCUCCUGGCUGGUGGCCGGCAAGGCCGACCCGCCGCUGCCAGCCAGGCUCUAUGUGCACCCAGACUCUCCUUUCACUGGCGAGCAACUGCUGAAACAGAUGGUGUCUUUUGAAAAGGUGAAACUCACCAACAACGAACUGGAUCAACAUGGCCAUAUAACCAAGCUGAAAAUAGAUAGCAACCCUUUUGCCAAAGGAUUCCGGGACUCUUCCAGGCUCACUGACAUUGAGAGGUAA
Galeopterus variegatus (Sunda flying lemur) is the source of this 732-nucleotide messenger RNA. RefSeq names its product T-box 20 (gene TBX20). Lineage: Eukaryota; Metazoa; Chordata; Mammalia; Dermoptera; Cynocephalidae. The transcript has 5 exons. Gene Ontology annotation, molecular function: DNA-binding transcription factor activity, RNA polymerase II-specific; RNA polymerase II cis-regulatory region sequence-specific DNA binding. Gene Ontology annotation, biological process: vasculogenesis; cell fate specification; regulation of transcription by RNA polymerase II. The record is from RefSeq and is a predicted model, not a curated record. Gene Ontology annotation, cellular component: nucleus. The coding region runs from base 1 to 732 and encodes 243 amino acids.